UAGUAAGCGUUAUGAUACGUAUGAUUUUGCGUCCCAACGAAAAUUUAAAGUCUAUUGAUCAUCAAUAUUAAAUAUUAAUGGAAUUAGUAACUCGUUUCACAAAUACUACCUUUAAACUUAAGCAUUUCCUAUGCAUAAAAUGUUUUUUCCGAAAGUAAAUGGUUCAAUUUGUAGAUACUUACGAGGUCAUAGCAUUCACUCAUAUAGAUUUUUAUCGACUCCACUGAAACGUCAAACACCUGAAUUGUCGAAUGUUUUAACUCAGCCGUUCGUGCAAUAUUUGCCAAAUCUGUCCAUUACUCGGAUGUGUCAUGCCAAGCCAACUGAAUUGACUCCAAGUGAAAAAUUAAAAAAGGCCGCGAAAGAAUAUGGUUCAGUGUUAAUAGUGUUCCAUGUUGGUAUCUCAUUAAUAUCAUUGGGUUCAAUGUAUUUUUUCAUUUCAACCGGUGUUGAUGUCCAACAGUGGAUUGGUUGGAUAGGUAUGUCAGGUGCAGAUGAAAACACUAAAAUUGUAGCUGGAGCCAGUCAGUUUAUUAUUGCGUAUGCCAUACACAAAUCUUUAGCACCAGUUCGCAUUUCAAUAACACUUGUAUCUGUACCAUUAAUUGUUCGUUAUCUUAGGGCUAAAGGCAUAAUGAAAAAAUAAAUGUUACAUUAAUUGUUAUAAAUAUUUUG
Messenger RNA from Cinara cedri, 675 nucleotides. Lineage: Eukaryota; Metazoa; Arthropoda; Insecta; Hemiptera; Aphididae. The record is from the annotation of a GenBank genome assembly.